AGCAUUUCACAGCGAUCAUCCCAGUGCGUCUUGCAGGCAGGCCCAUCCCGUUCUACCAACGGCGGAGCCCAAACUGCACCCCGCCCGCUCCACCGCCCAUCCAAGCCGGCUCCCCUUUUUAACCGGAUCUAUUUAGAACCGCCGCCACCGCUGCCACCUCCCGAGACCGGGCGGGCUGCAUUGUGGCCCCUUCCAGAGCCGACUGCUUUCCCUUCUCUUCCUGCUUUCCCGCAGCAAAACAGCUCGGAGGCAAAGUACGAACGGAAGAAGCUGCAACAGCCUGAGCUACUGCCGACUCCGCCCGGCUCCUUUCAGUCUUAUGCCCUGAAAUCCGGGCCAGGGCUCUCUAAAGUGCCAGGGUGAUCGAGCAGCCGGCCGGCUCUGCGCCUUCCAUCUUCCACUGCGCCGCUGCUUGCUGCUGCUGCAUCUCCAACUCCGCGCGGCGUGGCCGGCUAGGGGGGAGACUUACGGAGAAUGCCUCCCGGAUCCCGGGCUCGGGACAGCCGAGAUUAGCUCCCGCCCCCGUCCCUCCCCCUCUGGUUCCCUCCCUCUCUCCGCUUCCCUGCCAGUUCAGCUCCGGAUGCGGCUUGGCCAGCGCUCGGCAGGCACGUCUAAGCCGGGUUCUGCCCUUCUGCAGCUCCCCCUCUUUCUCCUCCAGCCGAUCGAGGCUUAGCUCGCUGCACCGUGUGAACAAGAUGGCGGGGUCGGUAGCAGAGAGGGACGCGGCGAAAAUAGAGGACAGACUUUUAAACAACUCCUUGGGAUCCCCAGUUCAAGCCGAAGUGUAUUUUCCACGACUGAUUGUCCCUUUCUGUGGACACAUCAAAGGAGGAAUGAGGCCAGGCAAGAAAGUCGUGGUAAUGGGCAUCGUGGAUCUCAACCCAGAGAGUUUUGACAUCAGUCUUACAUGUGGAGAUUCAGAAGACCCUCCUGCGGAUACAGCAAUCGAACUGAAAGCCAUAUUUUCAGAUAAACAGUUCCUCAGGAAUUCCUGCAUAUCUGGAGACUGGGGUGAAGAACAGUCGUCUCUUCCAUAUUUCCCAUUUAUCCCUGACCAGCCCUUCAGGGUUGAAAUAUUGUGUGAACACCCUCGUUUUAGAAUAUUCGUGGAUGGACAUCAGCUUUUUGAUUUUUACCAUCGCAUUGAGAAGUUAUCAGCUAUUGAUACAAUAAAGAUAAAUGGAGACCUCCAGAUUACUAAACUUGGUUGACCUAGGUUUUUCAAAUUAUUAUUAAAAAAGAAAAAAAAAGAAAACCAAAAUUUUAGAUUCCAAAUUGGCUCGGGUUCUGUUAGCCUCUGUCUGAAGAAGCAAUGAGAAUUUCGUUUGGGACACCCAGAUACCAGACAGGGAUCAUUAUUGUCUUCUCAGCAACAAAAGACAUGUUGAUGAAUUGAACUAUUGUUUAUUUGAAUGAAGAAAGCACUUAAUGAUAAAUAGAUACUGAGCCGUCCUUCUUUUAUGGAACAAAAAGCCUACCCCUGCUGGAUAAUCACAUUAUAAUGGAUCUUGAAAGAGUUACUUCAUUGUCUAAACUGUAUAAGCUAUCCAUCUUCCCAAUAAGAAGGCAGGUUUGGAAAUCAACUGCUAAAUCGAUUACAACAGUGACUUUUCUUUUUGCAAAUCAUCAUCAUCAUCAUCCUAAAAAAGUUCUCCUGCACUUAAGGGGAUUAAUGUAAGUGUAACACCAAUCACAAAAUUAGGCCAAAUAUGGAAGCCAUUAUUCAACGCCUAUAGUUGAUUUUAUUCAAACCAAUAACAAAGGAUCCACAGAUGUUAACAGUGCAGUCUUGGCUGGACACUGUGGGCAGUGGUCUAGCACAUGCUUAUCUCCUUCAUCCCACAGAAUCAAGGGAAGACAGCACACCUAAUUACAGGAUUGUGACCACUUGAAUUGCCAAGGAAAAAGAGAAACUGAGUAAUGGCUUCUGAAUUUAGCCUGCAUAUUUUAGUCAGGGUAUGUGUAUAGAAUGUAGGUCAUUACAUGUUUUGCACAAUGUAAUAUUAAUACAAUCUUUUAAGAGCUUUCCUCUAGUUUAUUUAUUGGUACUCAUUGUGUUAAUGUAUUAACAGAAAAAAAUCAAACAAUAUUAUUGAAGCUUUAGAGGGGUAAAGUAUAAGCAUUCUCAAUAUACAAUGUUAUAGUAACAUAUCAUUUUGGAAAUACCUGCUGUUUUAUCUUAAGGUGGUUGGGGAUAUUUUUGUGGUGCCCUCACAAUGUCACAAAAGAUUAUUGUCAUGUUUUCACCAGAAAUUGUUUUCAGUAUGUUGUAAUUUUGCUGUAAAUGGUACUCAGAAUUCACUCCUUCCCUCAGCUAAUAAGGAUUUCUAAUUUGAUUGGGAUAUGCAUACACUGCAGUCCUGUUAUACUCAUUAUCCAGGAGUAAGCCCCCUUCUGGGCAAUGAAAUUGAUUUCUAAGUAAA
Thamnophis elegans (Western terrestrial garter snake) is the source of this 2423-nucleotide messenger RNA. It is a transcript of the gene LGALSL, whose product is annotated as galectin like. The transcript has 5 exons. The coding region runs from base 696 to 1211 and encodes 171 amino acids. Gene Ontology annotation, molecular function: carbohydrate binding. NCBI's taxonomy places the organism in Eukaryota, Metazoa, Chordata, Lepidosauria, Squamata, Natricidae. The record is from RefSeq and is a predicted model, not a curated record.